Messenger RNA from Fomitopsis serialis, 409 nucleotides. RefSeq lists its product as uncharacterized. NCBI's taxonomy places the organism in Eukaryota, Fungi, Basidiomycota, Agaricomycetes, Polyporales, Fomitopsidaceae. The annotation marks the transcript as partial. The record is from RefSeq and is a predicted model, not a curated record. The transcript is spliced from 5 exons.
UUAUGCUAUAUCUGGUUCUGGACGUUAUAGCUUGCCUGAGCGGUGCGAAUAUUCGGAUUUCUGUCUUCCAUCUGUAUUGGCGGCUCGCUAGUUCUCAACUUGAAGAAUCAAUAGGCCAGGAUGCGACGGCGAAUGUCUCAUCCUUGUCGAGCCCUCAACAUUACAACAACGGCCGACUAUUCUGUCGUUCGGAAUCGACUUGUGCGGCGUAGUAGACACAGGCUGUCGCGAAUGUUUCGUGUGGCAUAGCGCACUCCAUAAAGAGGGUGUAGAGUUCAAGAGCCUCCUUGUCGGUCGUAGCCAGAAGAGCUCUCGGAGUCCGGGAAACAAGAAACGAGUGGAAAGCCGAAAACCGAGAAACGAGUUGAUGUCGAGCGACUACGCCACUAAGUAGAACGAGAACGACUCG